CUGGAUGACCAUGGACCCCACUGAAGACGACUUUGAGGAGGACCCCUACGCCGACUUUCGUCCCCGCCUAAUUAGCGUGCGCACCCCCAGCCCGAGCAUCACUCCCCCGCCCAGCGAGCGGUCCAGCGCCACGUGGAGCGAUGAGGACCAAGCGCGGUUCAGCGAGGGCUCUCUUCCUGCUUCCAGCAGCGCCUCCUCCCAUAAAAGUUUUCCUAAAAUAUUUCAAACGUUUAAGAAAAACUUGUCUGAAGUGACUGUGGAUAGAAAUAUGUAUCCAAGUUUAUAUGAAAGAGUUCAGAUAUCAGUACAAACAGAAGAAAGUUGGCUUCAACAAAAGGCUGCAAGAAUGAAACUACGAAAAUCGCCAUCUCUUGAAUCCAAGGACAAACAACCAGAUCAUCUAGCUUCUAAGAUAAGAGCAAAAUGGGUAGUUAAUCCUGAAGAGCCCAAACUAAAUGUAUUAUAUGAGAUGGAGUUUAAUGAAGACUUUGUAAAGUUGUUUGAAUCUCCUCUAAGGACAUUACCCAGCAUUGGGCCACCGACUAUUCUGGCAUAUAAAAAAGACCAUUCCUUUUUGGACAUUAGCUUAAAGGAUGAAGAGGAUCUGGUACCCAAGUGUGAAUUUUGUGGAAAUGAUCUGCCAUCAUUUCUUUCUAGUAUGGACAUUUACUCUGGCAACUUUCAGGUUAAACCAAAUGCACAAGGGUGCUGUUGUCUUCAGUUACAGAAUCUUAUUGAUUAUAUCAAUGAGGAAUGGCAACACAUCCAAAGCCCUGAAAUGGAAUUAAUCAGUAUUUUGCCUCAUGUAUCCCAAGCCAGUGAAGCUGAAAGAAUGAAGGCAAAGGAAAGAGCUUUGCAGAGAAAACAAGAACGUGAAAUGGCCAGACAGUUGGCAAUGAUGCCUGUUGAGCCAAUCAUCCCGGUCUUUGAAGAAGAACCAAAGCACGUGAGGACAGUUUCUUACCUGCUUUCUGCUUUGCAGAAGAAGGUGAGCAUUAAAUACACAACUGAUACUCAGAUCAGCAACUUCUCCAUCACUUGCUGUGAUUCCAGGAAAACAGGUGGAAAGGAGAUGAAGAAAGAGUUCCUGGAGAAGUGCUACAAGCACGGAAGCAAGUUUCUCACUUCCUUUCCAGAUGGGACAACACAAAUAUUAUAUCCAUCUGGAAAUCUAGCCAUUAUCCAAGUGCCCAACAAGGUAGAUGGUUUUACUUGUAUUGUCCAAGAAGACGCACCCACCAAUCCUGCUAUCCUGGCACUGCUCGACUCCUCCGGCAAAAGCUCCUGCUAUCAUCCCAAUGGAAAUGUCUGGGUAUACAUUAACCUCUUGGGAGGCCAAUACUCAGACCAAGAUGGCAAUAGAAUCCGAACUUGGAACUGGGCAAGUUCCAUGCCUACCUCAUCCUUUGUUUCAUUUAAACCUGUCUUUCUUGCCUUGAACCGUUACAUUGGAAUUCGCAUCAUAGAACAAGACAAGGUCUUCAUUAAUUUUCUAGCAAUGGGCCAACAGGCCAGAAUCAGUGUGGGAACCAAAGUAAUGCUCCACAACCCAGAGGAGAUUCCGCCCCUGAGGUUCCUGAGUGGAGAGGACCUUCUGCUGUUUGCCAACUUGAUAAAAAUCCGGCGGCUGUUCCAUAAGAUGGAAUGUUGUCUGAAUUUCCCCUCAAGUCAAGCUUGGGAAAAAUUUAAGCAACCUCCCUACCUUUCUACAAUCUCUCUAAAACUGCUUGCCCUCUGUCAUAAUUCUGGCAUAAAGGAAGACAUAUUGGCAACAAUUACAAAGCUAGUAAUUGAAAAAUAUUAA
Psammomys obesus (fat sand rat) is the source of this 1804-nucleotide messenger RNA. It is a transcript of the gene Erich6, whose product is annotated as glutamate rich 6. Bases 5 to 1804 code for a protein of 599 amino acids. The record is from RefSeq and is a predicted model, not a curated record. Lineage: Eukaryota; Metazoa; Chordata; Mammalia; Rodentia; Muridae. The transcript has 15 exons.